UCUGGGGAGGGGGCGCCUCCGGGCUGCGGUCCCUCUGCAGAGGGCGGCUCGCUCCGGGUGCGACAGUGGCUUCCCGCCUGCCCAGGCGCCCGGCCCCGCGAACGCCCCCGUGACCCCAGCGUCGGCCAGGGACCCCGGCGCCUUCGGUUGAUCCGUAAAUAAAACAAAAAUCUAUCCAGUAAAGGGCUUUCAUGAAGAUAUUAAAGAGAGAAAUUACAAGUAAUAGAGAAUCUAAGUAUUUGUGUAACUGGAGAAACCACCUAAAACAACUGUAUGGAGUAGGACGAAAGGAGUGAAUACACCUGGAAGAAAUUUUACUCAGUAUAUUUUUGCCCACUUUUUUAUCAUAAAAGUCUGCUAAGGAAGAGAACAUAUACUUUUCUAAAGAAAAGGUGUAAUGUAAGAAUGGAGACCACAGUUUCUGAAAUUCAAGUAGAAAACAAGGAUGAGAAGAGAUUGGCAGAAGUUAGUCCUCAGGAGGAGAGGCAGGAGGAAAAAGCAUCAAUGCUUUGCUUCAAGAGAAGAAAGAAAGCAGCCAAAGCAAUGAAGCCCAAAGCUGGCUCUGAAACUGCUGAUGCAGCAAGGAAGUGCUCCCCAGAAGCAGGAGCUUCUGAUCAGCCACAGCCCCCAGGAGGGGCCUGGGCCUCAAUCAAACGCCUUGUAACACGCAGGAAAAGGUCAGAUUCUUCAAAGCAGCAAAAGUCCUUUGAGGCUGAGGUGCAACCUGAAAUCAAUGCUGAGGAUGCUGAUCCUUCUAAGAAAAAGGCAAAAUCCAGACUCAAGAUUCCCUGCAUAAAAUUCUCAAAAGGGGAGAAAAGGAAGCAUUCCAAAAUUAUAGAAGACUCAGACCGCAGCAUCAAAAUGCAGGCAGAGGCUGAGAGUUUGGAUACAAAAACUCUGACCCAGUCAGAUGACAAGGCAACAAAGACCAAGUCGACCCAGGAUAUAAGGGAAGAUGUCUCACAGAAAGAGGGUGAUGAGGUCUGUGAAUCAAAUGUGAACAACAGCAUAACUUCUGGAGAGAAAGUGAUUUUGGUAGAACUGGAGUUAGAUACGGGGCAUUCUGCUAUUCAAACAGGAACUCUAAUCCUUGAAAAAGAUAUUGAAACGAUUGAGGAAAAACAAAGCGUUCAACCUCAGCAAGCAAGCCCACUGGAAACUCCAGAUACAGAAUGUCAGCUUCCAGUAGUUUCUGAUGUUCCUCCCUCACCUGCACUCCCAGAUCAACAAAUUGUGGAAGGAGCCAGAAAUGAUACCCUAGAAAGUGGACCAAACUGGAAAGACCAUGAAAGUAGAGAGACUGUAACUGAGGAGAGUGAGCCAAAAGAUACUGAAUUGAGCCAGGAAUCAGAUUUUAAAGAAAAUGAGAUCACAGCAGAAAAACCCAAACCAGAAGAAAGCAAAAGAAUGGAGCCAAUUGCUAUUAUUAUCACAGACACCGAAAUCAGUGAAUUUGAUGUUCAGAAGUCUAAAAAUGUCCCUAAGCAGUUCUUAAUUUCAGUUGAAAAUGAGCAAGUAGGGGUUUUUGCUAAUGAUAGUGGUUUUGAGGGUAGAACUUCAGAACAAUAUGAAACACUCUUAAUAGAAACAGCUUCUUCUCUUGUCAAGAAUGCUAUCCAGUUGUCCAUAGAACAGCUGGUUAAUGAAAUGGCCUCUGAUGAUAAUACAAUAAACAAUCUUCUACAGUGAUUUAGUUUCUAGAUCAUGGGAGGAAGAAAAGCUUAACGGUGAAGUAUUUUACAUAUUUGUGGCAUUUCUUAUUCUGUAACAAAUGAGAGAAAUACCAUCUGUGGAAUUUAAAGGUACAAUUCCAGCCCAGAAGUGCUAAAGAAUUAAUCAAGUUACGAAACCCUCCCUACCACUGCCAUGAAGCCACUUCUGGAUUGGAGGAGGUCAGUACAGAGUGCAAUGCAAGGUGACAUCCAGGGAGUUGCUAAAAUGGCAUGUGGAGAUUAGGGUGCUUGAGGGAGGAUGUAUUUAUUGAGCACUUGUGGUAUACCAUAAGCUCUUUAAUAUCCUCUGAUGUCAUAAAGCCUGGUUCUGCUUGAUACAUCUGUGUAUAGGUGAAUAUUGCAUUCAGUUUUCAACAACCUUUUUUUUUUUUUUUACGGUGCACUUUUAUGUUGUUUAAAAUGGUGAAUAAGGUGAGCUAUUUUUGUAAAUGUGUGAUUUAUAGUUGUUACACUCCUAGGCAGUAGUCUUAACCCCCCCCCAAAUAUUGGAGGCCAAAAAAAAAAAAAAAUAUAUAUAUAUAUAUAUGUUGCUUGGUUAAACAUGAGUGAUAUUCUAGUCUUGCUCAGGUCCCUUACAAAAGCCACUCACAAAUUACUACAAACAGGCAAAUAAUUACCAAGUGCAAAGGUGGGGAAACGGGGAGUGCAUUUUCCCUCUCCAUCUUUCUUCUGCCCCAAACAGACCUGUGUAAAUCCAUUUAUGCAUGAGAUCAUCUGCUGAAAAGUCAAAAAAAACAAAAACAAAAACAAAAACAACAGCAACAAUAAAAACAAAAAGUAGAAUAUUAUCUUCCAUCCAGGAGAAGGCAAACUUCCCAAGUAACAAGUUAUCACGGAUAACAUAGGAUUCAUCUUACAGGAUUACAUCUCUAGAGACUAUUCACCAAUCUCUCCUCAAAGAGGAAAGUGUGGAUUCCAAGCCAGCCUGGCAGUAGAAAUCCUAGGAAAUCAUAAUGAUUUAGUGAAAAUAUUAGUCAUUCUUGGCCAAGAAUGAGCAAAGUACAUGGCUGAAUAGAAAGUGAAAAGUUAUUUCUAAAGAACAUUAUAUUUUAAAUGUCAAAAUUCUUUUAUUGUGCCUAUGGGUUGAGAGACACCAGUAAAAAACACUUUACCUGAAUAUUGAAAAGUAACUUUUUCAUCAGUAAUUUCAGUCCAGCUAAUCCUUUACCAAAAAGUGAACUUAAUAUAACAAGAAGGGCUUAUUUGCAUUUUAUUGUUAUUUAAGUAAUCGAUCUCAGUGAUUGCCAUAUUUUUUUGAAAAAGUAUUUGUUUCAGUCUUUCCUUGUGUGAAAUGGCCAUAAUACUGCAGCACAUUUCCUUACCUCACAGGUCAGGGUUCAUAUUGUAUAGUUCCCCACUGUCUAAACUGAGUGACAGUGUCACUCUGAAAGCAAAUGAAGUAAUGAAGAGCUUUCACUUGAGUUGUAAGGUUUUUGCUCAAGGUAUUUGCACAUUCGUGGAGAAAAGAAUGUACAUUAAAUGAUUUAAAUGACCUGGUGACUUCUUGCCAUUACGUGUGGAUUGCAUAUAGAAGGUAUGUGCUAAUUUGUUCCAUACAUCUUUGUUUCUUCCUGAAGUACAUAUUGAGACCUCUGGCAAAAGAACCUAAUCUGACUUUGGAACUGAACCAAAUAAUGAAUAUUAUUAGCAAGAUUCAAGAAUACAAAAGUAUUCUCCCAGAUUUUCCCACCUUCAUGCUUAUAACCUUAGGGGGCAAGGUACCCACCCAAAUCCUUCAAUUUAGCAAUUUAAAAUUGGAUCUUUCAAAACAUGAUUCAAGAAAUCAGUUUCUUUUAAUUCUAUAACUUUUAAACAUUUUUUUUUAAAAAAGACUGCUAAGUCAUCCUUCCUAAAAAUACUCCUUUUAAUUCACUAUAUGUGGUGCUAAUGGACUUGGACAGCUACCAGCAGCUACAUAUUUAAAAGUGAACAAUUUUUUAAAAACUGAUUAAAUUUGGUGCAUUUUACAGUGUUUUAAAGAAUCCUGCCUUCAUUUUCUGCAAUGAUGGCUCAAGCCAAUAUACUUGCAUUGUAAGUUUUUAGUAAUUUCUCAUGAAUGAGCAAAAAGUACAGCACUUACCAGUUACUGAAAAUAUUUUGAAAUGUUUAGGCAUAUUUAUUUGGGAGUUUUAAAAACAAAUGUGAGGUAAGUAUGUGUAAUGAAUUUUUAAAAGAAAGUAACAUUUUAUCUAACUAGUCCUAGGUUUCUAAUUUUUUUUUCCCACUGCGGUGUGAUACAUAUUUGCUUAGAAUGUAUUAUAAUUGAUUGUUUUUGUGAUGAAAUGUGUAGUCUAUUUGCAUUCAUUCUUAACUGGAUUCUCCUUGAUCUUUUCUAUUGAGAAUAUCUCGUGAAUUAAAUAAGUAGGAUUCCAGUUUGAAAAAGGAAUCCAGAAAUUGGUCUUAAUCUGAUUAUAUCUGCUACAUGGCCGAAUUCUACUGCAGUGAAUUCUAAGGUGAUCCAAAUUUUUUUGUUGUUAUAGAAAUAAUUAGGAAUCAGAUGACUUAGAAGCCACUCAUUUUUUUUUCAUUUUAAUGGUAUUUAUUUUAAGCACUUUGACCUUAUAUGCAAGAUAUUAAAUGAAUAUAGGUAGGUUCUUAUUCAAUUCACAUCCACUUGACAAUAUUAAAGUGAUCAUUUAAAAGCAACCUAAUAACACCACAUUAAUUUGCAUUUAAAUUUGCUGUGGUAUAAAUGCUGCUUUUAGUGAACAUUUAUUAAUUAGCUGGGAUUCAGUUUCUUUUUCAACUCAGAAUUUUACAAGGCAGGUUGGUUUAUCAGAUACUUGUUAAGUUUUUCAGCAUGUUAUCUUCUCUCUUUUAAGAGUCAAGGAUUAUUCAGUUAGCUUUACAACUAGUGAAUAUAAAAAUCCUCCUCUAUUUUAUGUAGCACUAUUCUCUUAACAUUUUCUCAAAGUACUUAAUAGGAUACAGAAAUAGUCCUUGGUAACAUUUAAAUACAGGUAGCAGAAAACAAAAGAACUUUCAAAGAGAAAUUAUGUUCCCUGCCACCUCCUCCACCUCAAAGAACAAUAAGCAUGGGGCACAAAUGGAGUUCUUCAGAAAAGCUGUCUGCAUAAUUUUCUUUCAAGGUAAUGUAUUUGACAGCACGAAGUUUGUGAUGCUCUUAAUUGGUCUACUACUUAGUGAAGUCAUAAACUCUGAUUUAUUUCUGAGAGAUUAUGUUAUUUCACCAGUAUGUGUGAAUGGCCUUCUUGCUAAAAGCUUUUAGAGAUAAUGGUUAUGAGAGGGUACCAGUCAGAUCUGGCUUCUGCAUGCAAUCCAAAGUUAACUUCAUCCAUAAAUUUCUAACUUCAAGUUGCCUUAUUUUUUAUAGUUAAGAAUUAAUUUGGGGGGGUUUACAGCAGAAUUUUUAACACAAUUGUUAGGCUUUAGAAUCCCAUUGUUUGAAAAUAUUUUUUAACAUCAACUUUAUUCAAAUGUGUAAAGUCUACUUUCUAAUUUCACCUAAUAAUAAUAAUCAGGGGUGAACUUUUUGCCUGCCAUUUCUGCAUUUUUUUAAAUCCUCAUUUAAGGUUUAGAGUUCUUUAGGUUCAAAUUCCUAUGAUGUUUUACUGUGUAACAUGGAGUUUCUUAUUAUAAAGAAUUCAAAAUUUCAAUAUACAGUACAUUUUGUUUGUUUUUGAAAACAGUUUUUUGUAAUCCUUACUUAGUUACAAAAGUUUAACAGAAGGAAACUACUUAAAUUUAAAUUCAAUUUAUUCAAUUUGUAUUGGGUAUGUAACACAUGCCAAAUACUGAAUAAAGGGGACAGGCUCCCUGCCCUCCAAGAGCUCAACUGAGGGAGCAGUAGCAACUGGAACUGGGGCAGACAUUAAGGCAAAGAACCACAGGUGAUGCAGCCUCGCGAGUACACUGGUGGGAGAACAGACGGUGAUUAAUUUUGUCUGGUGUGGGGCGAUGGCCAUAUAAAUACUGGGCAGUUUGAAAGUAUUCAGCUUCUAAAUAGUUAAACAGUGUAUUCCUUCUGACUUGUGAACAGGUGCAGAAAAAGGCCUGCAUAAUGUUACAUAUUUAUAGUAGUUCUUUGUAAAAAUGUUAAGUGGAUGAGUUAUCAUGAAAGCAAAAGUUCCAAUUUGUAUUUCUCAUUAAAAUUAGUACUAUAUUACUGUGGAUCAGAUGCAAAUAUUAAAGAAAUAAUACUCUGUAGAAAAAGAAAUUCAACCUGAAUUAAUAAAUGUACUGACUAUUAAUACAGAAUAAAUGUUCUACUGG
Camelus dromedarius (Arabian camel) is the source of this 5966-nucleotide messenger RNA. RefSeq names its product A-kinase anchoring protein 5 (gene AKAP5). The coding region runs from base 406 to 1689 and encodes 427 amino acids. NCBI's taxonomy places the organism in Eukaryota, Metazoa, Chordata, Mammalia, Artiodactyla, Camelidae. The record is from RefSeq and is a predicted model, not a curated record. The transcript is spliced from 2 exons. Gene Ontology annotation, cellular component: plasma membrane; excitatory synapse; dendrite membrane. Gene Ontology annotation, biological process: positive regulation of adenylate cyclase activity. Gene Ontology annotation, molecular function: glutamate receptor binding; protein kinase A regulatory subunit binding; molecular adaptor activity.